This is a messenger RNA of Carassius gibelio (silver crucian carp), 2319 nucleotides long. RefSeq names its product glycoprotein A33 (transmembrane), paralog b (gene gpa33b). The record is from RefSeq and is a predicted model, not a curated record. Gene Ontology annotation, cellular component: plasma membrane. The coding region runs from base 160 to 1545 and encodes 461 amino acids. The transcript has 7 exons. Lineage: Eukaryota; Metazoa; Chordata; Actinopteri; Cypriniformes; Cyprinidae.
AGUGCAAUAAAGGUGUGGUAGACACAGGCGCAGAAGCAAAGCAGUUUCGGUGAGCACACAGGAAGCCAAGAAAUAAGGAUAUUUCAAAAAAAAGAAAAAAAAAUUAGAAAAUCUACCUGAGGACCACCAUCUAUUGCAGUGUGAUUGAAGAGCGACAAAAUGUCCAACUGGAAUCUGAUUUUUUGCAGCCUGUGUUUAAUAUCAGUGAUGUCAGCUAGUUCUGGACUGGAAGUGACAAUGAGUCAAGCUAAUGUGGAGGUUGCCAGGGGUGAUGAUGUCACCCUUACAUGUAAUUUUAAACCUAAAAAUCAAAAUAAUGAUCUUAUCGUUAUAUCAUGGACUGGUGAGGCUGAUGAGAUAUCUGGGCAGAAGGUCAUUUUCGGUUACUUUUACUCCUAUGGUAAAGUAGACAUUGGAUCAGACUAUCAAGGUAAAGCCAUGAUAGACACGGACUUGAAUGCAAAAACAUCGAAAUUGACUCUAAAACAAGUCACUCUUAAAGAGAGCAGAAGAAUUCAAUGUUUUGUUCAGAUUCCUGGAGACAUCGACGGCAAAAUAUCGGACACUACUUUUCUUUUGGUUCAGGUUGCACCAUCACAACCCGUUUGUAAGGUAGUAGGCACAGCAGAAUAUGGACACAAUAUUAGCCUUACCUGUGUCUCUGAGGAGGGCUCACCUAAACCAACAUACAAAUGGGAGAGAUAUAGUGUCCAAAAUAUGCCUCAAGCAUUUCCUCUCAAAACCACUGAAAAGGAUGGAGUUUUGUCUUUGGUCAAUGUGUCCAUGGAGACAUCGGGUUACUAUAUUUGCCAAUCAAUCAAUAAGGUCGGAACAGCCAAAUGUAACAUGACGUUGUCCGUAAUGCCGCCCUCUAUGAAUCUUGCUACAAUAGGUAUUGUGGCUGGUUGUAUUGCUGGAGUUUCAGUGCUCAUAAUAGUCAUCAUUUGCUGCUGCCGCAAACGGAAACAGAAACCAAAAAACUGUGAAAUAGAGAAUCCAAUUGUUGAAUACCAUGACAAACCACCACUAGAAAAUACAGAGGAUGCGAAUACACGCAUCAUGGCAAUCAAUGAAAAGGGAACUGACAAAGCUUUCAAUGAUGACCUCAAAAAUCACUUUGAUGACCGCAGAGGAAGCCGUGAUGACCUCAGAGACCAUGAUGACCGCAGAGGAAGCCGUGAUGACCUCAGAGACCAUGAUGACCGCAGAGGAAGUCGUGAUGACCUCAGAGACCGAUACGAUGACCGCAGAGGUAGUCGUGAUGACCUCAGAGACCGCUACGAUGACCGCAGAGGUAGUCGUGAUGACCUCAGAGACCGCUACGAUGAUCGCAGAGGGAGCUGCGAUGAGCUCAGAGAUCGCUACGAUGAACGCAGAGGUAGUCGCGAUGAACUCAGAGAUCGCUACGAUGAACGCAGAGGUAGUCGCGAUGAACUCAGAGAUCGCUACGAUGAACGCAGAGGUAGUCGCGAUGAGCUCAGAGUUCGCUACGAUGAACGCAGAGGUAGUCGCGAUGAACUCAGAGAUCGCUACGAUGAACGCUGAGGUAGUCGCAAUGAGCUCAGAGAUCGCUUUAGAUAAAAUCAGCAAGAUCAGUAUGAUAAUCAAACCAUUUUAUUAUUAUGAUAACUAAUAAUUAAACCAAUUUUUUUGCUAAAAGGACAACAAUUCCAGUGUUUAUUUUAGCUCUGAAGUUGUUUAAACCUACUAUAUUGUUCUUUUGUUUUAUUUGCCUAUAUUUGAUAAAUCAAACUGUGGUGUAUGCCAGCAGAUGAAUCAUACAUUUGUAUUUACUUUAUUAUAUGAUUUUAUGGGAUAUUAACAUAAUUUUAUAUACAGCAAAAAAGUUGUUUUGGUAUGUCUGUCAGCUAAAGUAAUUGACAUUUUUUUAUUUGGACUGUUCUUCUGAAUCAUGGAUGGAUGUAUUCAUUUAUUUUUUAUAGGCAGGGGUUCACAUGUAAAUACACAGUAAUGUAAACUGCCUUCUUAAAGGGGUCAUAUGAUGUUGCUAAAAAUAACAUUAUUUUGUGAAUUUGGUGUAAUGCAAUGUGUUUAUGCAGUUUAAGGUUAAAAAAAAAAAACAUUAUUUCCCAAAUAAUGUACAUUAUUGUUUCUCCUCUAUGCCCACCUUUCUGAAAUGCAUCGAUUUUUACAAAGCUCAUCAUUCUGAAAAGUGAGGUGUGCUCUGAUUGGCCAGCUAUCCAGUGAGUUGUGAUUGGCUAAAUACCUCAAGUGUGUGAUGAAAAUGUUACGCCCCUUAACACUGUGAUGUGUGUCCCGGCACAACAAGACAAAACCAAUAAAACCCAUUAUAAACUA